This is a messenger RNA of Empidonax traillii (willow flycatcher), 2983 nucleotides long. It is a transcript of the gene GJA3, whose product is annotated as gap junction protein alpha 3. The transcript has 5 exons. The record is from RefSeq and is a predicted model, not a curated record. Gene Ontology annotation, biological process: cell communication. The coding region runs from base 440 to 2068 and encodes 542 amino acids. Lineage: Eukaryota; Metazoa; Chordata; Aves; Passeriformes; Tyrannidae. Gene Ontology annotation, cellular component: connexin complex.
CGCUUUUAUUCUCUGGGAGGAAUAAACUGUUUUAUUUCCCAGGAAAUCCCGCGGGGGUGGGAUGGAUCACCUGCAGAGCGACAAACGUUUUAGAAUCCAGGGAGAGAAGGGCGAACACCCCGGCCGCUCCGCCCGGAGCCUCGCGGGACUGUUGCCCUCAUGCUCAACGGCUAUUCCACAGUCCCCUGGUAGCUCCACACCCUCCACACCUUUCAGCUUUAUUGAGAAUCAGAGGAGGGGUUUGUUAUACCAGGGAACAGAGUUUAACAGGUGGGGUGUAGCUCUCCUCCCCGGCUCAGCCCUGCGCUCCUCGAGCUUUUCCUUUACCCAGGCCAAACUUUCACUCUGAGGUCAAGUGAAGUCAAGAAGAAGUCAAAAGAAGUUUUGCCUGGGAUUUAAGGAGGAGGCUCCAUAGCAGUAAAGUUAGAAAUCUGAAACAAUGGGUGACUGGAGCUUUCUGGGGAGACUGUUAGAGAAUGCGCAGGAACACUCCACGGUUAUUGGCAAGGUUUGGCUGACAGUACUGUUUAUCUUCAGGAUACUGGUGCUGGGGGCUGCUGCUGAGGAGGUCUGGGGAGACGAGCAGUCGGACUUUACAUGCAACACUCAGCAACCUGGUUGUGAAAAUGUUUGCUAUGACAAAGCCUUCCCCAUUUCUCACAUCCGCUUCUGGGUCCUGCAGAUCAUUUUUGUCUCCACUCCAACCCUCAUUUACCUGGGCCAUGUCCUGCACAUUGUACGCAUGGAGGAGAAGAGGAAAGAGAAAGAAGAGAUGAAAAAGAAAGGAAGCAGCAAAGAUGGAAACUACGCAGUAGCAGCAGCAGCAUCUGGCAGUGGUGGCGGAGGAGGCAGCAAUAACAUCAAGGAUCCUGUAGGCAAAAGGGGGAAAGAGAAGCUCCCAAUCCGUGAUGAACGUGGUAGAAUCCGUAUGGGGGGUGCCUUGCUCCGUACCUAUGUCUUCAACAUCAUAUUCAAGACCCUGUUCGAGGUGGGCUUCAUUGUGGGCCAGUAUUUCCUGUAUGGCUUUGAGCUAAAACCAGUCUACCAGUGCAGCCGCUCACCUUGUCCGCACACUGUCGACUGCUUCAUCUCAAGGCCCACUGAGAAGACCAUCUUCAUAAUCUUCAUGUUGGUGGUGGCCUCAGUCUCCUUGCUGCUGAACAUGCUUGAGAUAUAUCACUUGGGGUGGAAGAAGCUUAAGCAGGGCAUGACAAACCAGUACAUCCUUGAGAUGCCUGUUGCAACAAUGACACCAGUUAUGGUAACAGGGGAGUCCAAACCCGUUUCCCUGCCACCACCAGCACCACCCGUCGUGGUAACGACUGCCACGCCGCCCCCUGUUCUGCCUGACACCCGUGCUGUCACACCACUGCUGGCCCCAGUCACCAUGGCAUCAUACUAUGCUACAGCAGCUCCAAGACCACGGCCCCCCUCCAACACAACCUCCAUGGCAAGCUACCCUGUUGCUCCACCAGUUCCCGAGGAGAGACACUGUGCUGUGACUCCCACGCCCAUCUCCACUCCUGUCACCAUCCCAACCCCCAUUCCCACACCCACCCCAGCUGUCGUGAGCUACUUCAACAGCAGCAACCGUGCCCUGACAUCCGAGCAGAACUGGGUCAACAUGGCAGCGGAGCAGCAGGGGAAGGUUUCCUCCAGCUCAGCAGGCUCCUCUACCCCGAGCAGUGUCCGGCAUCACCUUCCCGAGCAAGAAGAGCCACUGGAGCAGCUACUCCCACCCCCAGCCGUGCUGCCCAUUGCUGCAGGCAACAGCGGCAGCAGCACCAGCCUGAGCGGGGCAAGCGGCACUAAGUGGGAUGUGGAGGGCGAGGAGGAGCUGUCAGGGGCACGGCCCGUGCCGGCCGCCUGCACCACUGUGGAGAUGCACGAGCCACCCCUGUUCGUAGACACGCGGCGCCUGAGCAGGGCCAGUGAAGCUCGGGGGGAGAAAUGUAACUCUAUUGCAACCCCUAAGAGAAGUCUGAGAGAGCAGCCUCUGCAUCCAAGCAGUACUGGUCUGAGAAAGCAAAGCUACAACUCACAGGUUGCGCUUUUAAGAUCAGCUUAAGUUCCAUCACGUAACUAUGCAGCGUCAAGCCUCUUCAUUACCUACAGUUUCAUUUGGAGUCCAGUAACUGUUUCUUCAUUUAAGCCCAGGUAACUGUUUUGGCAGAAUUCCUCCUUAGUGCUUACAACUGCUUUUAGUUGCCACAUCGCAUCUGGGUUCAGAUUUGUUGAAAGAAAAAUCUUGCUGGUGUGGCCAAUUUUGAGCACUCUAAUCUUUACUCGUGAAUGAACACUGAAUUCAAUAUCGUAUCAGUCAAGUAUAACGAUGGAGAAUUCCACAGUUCUAGGAAGUACAUACAAACACUCACUAAAUUGCAGAACAGAGUCUGUUGGUAAAAACUAUCUGCUAGUUUCCAAGUAAUUUACUCUUUCACAUCAAUUAAUUACAGAGUCUCAUGGGAACUGGUAGCAAGUGAUAUUUUGAUUUAGCCCGGUCAUACGGCUGUUCAAUCCACAAUCCUGAAAGACCUUAGAUGUACAGCUGAAACCUUUAGGUAAGUUACUGCAAAAGCAGAAGUCAGAUCAGAAUCAUGCUUGAUAUUAAGCAAACUGAAAAAAACUCCACUCAUUUUUGCUCUUUGAGUAAAAUAAUUGUGGGAAAACUUGUUGUCUCUCUUACUUGAAGUUAAAAAAUAUGCUGAGGUGAACUAUGGAAAAGAAAACUGAAAAAAAAUACUCUUUGAACAAGUUACCAGGUGUAUAAUGUACUACUCUUUUUGCAGUAUAUUUGUCAUUCAUCAAGGCACUUAGAGCUAAUUAAAUGUCUGACAUUUUGCAGCUCGAGAUUAUUUUCUGGUAUGAAUACGUAAGUGUAGCAUCAGCGAAAUAAUUAAAGCAAGCUUUAAAAACCAGAUCAAUACUUAGGUCCUUUUUUGGUUAGGCAUGGGACCACCUCCUCAGCUGCUACAAAGCUGUU